UCCUGGGCUUCUCACGUCCUGGGUUUUUCACUGUACUUACUGUGAAUGGUGCGUGGGAGAGUACUGGUUUCUUGGCCGCUGGCGGGCAGCGGGAAGGACUUCCUGCGCCCCCGAACCUGCGGCGGAAGUGCAAGCCUAGCGUCUUGAGGCAGAGUGCUUCCUUUAGUAACUAGUCUAAAAAACUCGAACGCAUGGGAUCUUUCUCAAUUGUUGGAAGCUGAACUGGGACUCAGGGAAGGGAACUAUGGCAAGCUAAGGAGGCCAUAUGCCAUGUAACUUCCAGAUCUCAUGUCAACACCAAGCCCUCAGCUGCUGGUGGCAGCUGCUCAGCGGACUCUGGGCAUGGGGAAGAGAAAAUGCCCACCUCGAGCUACCUGCCUUCACCUAGCAGGAGAGGUGCUGGCUGUGGUCCGUGGGCUGAAGCCAGCUGUACUCUAUGACUGCAACUCCGCAGGAGUAUUGGCGCUCCAGAGCUAUCUGGAGGAACUACAGGGGCUGGGCUUCCUGAAGCCAGGACUUCACAUUCUUGAGAUUGGAGAGAAUAAUCUCAUCGUCAGUCCUGAGUAUACCUGUCAGCAUUUGGAACAGACACUGCUUGGUACUGUAGCUUUCGUGGAUGUUUCCUGCUCCCAGCCUCAUCCUUCUGUCCGGUCAUUGGACCAGCUCCCAGGCUUGAAAUCUCUCAUAACUGACAUCAUCACACGUUUUCAAGAACUGCAGAAGGGCGUGUCUCCUGGAGUCUCCUACAGCAAGCUCCAUUCCUCAGACUGGAAUCUCUGCACUUUAUUUGGAAUACUCCUGGGCUAUCCCGUCUCUUACACAUUUGACCUGAACCAUGGAGAAGGCAACUGCUUAACCAUGACUCCCCUGCGGGUGUUUACUGCCCAGAUUUCAUGGCUGCCUGGCCAACCUCCAGUCCUGCUGUACUCCUUUAGUGUUCCAGAGAGUUUGUUCCCAUCGCUGAGGAAUUUUCUAAGUGCCUGGGAGAAGGAACUCAGAACCCGAUUUAGGGCUCAGAAUGCCUUUGCUGACCUCAGCAUUUCCUCCGAGGUGGUCACACUUCCUGCCGUGGCCCUCUGAGUUAAUUCUGCCAGUUGAGAAGGUAUCUGCAUGGUUAUCUCUGGGUGGAAGAUGCCAGCCAGGAUCAUUCUAAGUGUCCUGGGGAGAAUGCUGUGCAGUCAGCUGACCACAUGUGCGAAUGGGGGUUGUUGUUGGUGUCAGCAGUAUGACCCCAUCAUUAGGAGUUCCUAGGUCCUUAGCAGAGGUGCCUGUUUGUUCUUCAUUUCGUAAGAGAUAGAAGAGUGGGAAAGGAGUGUUGUGGAGACUUAAGCAGUACACCCUUGGUGGUGGCCUCCCUCCGUGGAUAGUGCCCUAGAGGGAAGGAGAAUGACUAGGUAGUCUACAUGAUUAUGGAACUGACUGAAUCAGGGUAUGAGACCAUGCUGUUUAAGGGCCACACUUGUGGUUUACUUCUCAGGAAUACACAGCUCUAAAGAGCAGUCUUGUGAGACAAAGUUUAUUUACAGCAUGGUGGGAAAAAUAAAGCUAGGGGUCCAGAUUCAUUUGGAGGGAAAAACCUAAGCUAUAAAGUACCAAACCUCAAGUUUUUUCAUGGAGUUGUUUGCUUCUGAAUUUUACUUCAGAUAGAUGCCAGGAGUUCUUCAGAUGACCAGGUUGCCUUUGUUUGCCAGGAACACGGCCAGUGCUGUAGCAAUCACCACCACCAGCGCUGGGAGCCAUUGGCUACACUGCCGCUGUAUGGAAGGAGGUGGAGACAAGAGAGAGUAGCCAUGUCACUUCCAUUGAGAUAAAACCCGUUUACUAGUGGCCUAGAGAUUCACAUCUGACUGGGGACAGAUAUUUAAAUGCUGCUAUGAAUAAUGGAAAGGUGGAAAAUAACUCAACAGAAUAGCACUCUCUUUGUGUGCCUCAAAUAGUUUUGUGGUCCUCCUCUGCCCUUGUCAUUGUGUUCACAAUAAAUCAAAAGAAUACGCUUUCAUGCUUGAACCAAUA
Rattus rattus (black rat) is the source of this 2013-nucleotide messenger RNA. It is a transcript of the gene C10H1orf74, whose product is annotated as chromosome 10 C1orf74 homolog. Bases 289 to 1080 code for a protein of 263 amino acids. NCBI's taxonomy places the organism in Eukaryota, Metazoa, Chordata, Mammalia, Rodentia, Muridae. The record is from RefSeq and is a predicted model, not a curated record. The transcript is spliced from 2 exons.